Messenger RNA from Gadus chalcogrammus (walleye pollock), 1461 nucleotides. It is a transcript of the gene nrg3b, whose product is annotated as neuregulin 3b. Gene Ontology annotation, molecular function: chemorepellent activity. The record is from RefSeq and is a predicted model, not a curated record. The transcript has 11 exons. Gene Ontology annotation, biological process: intracellular signal transduction; animal organ development; nervous system development. NCBI's taxonomy places the organism in Eukaryota, Metazoa, Chordata, Actinopteri, Gadiformes, Gadidae. Bases 1 to 1461 code for a protein of 486 amino acids.
AUGGACAUCUGCACCGUGCAUGUGCACAUCGGCAUGGUACACGUGCACAUCAGCCCCGUGCACAUCAGCACCGUGCAACGGGGGCCUACACAAACAAAGAGUGAGAGAGCGAGCAGACGAUUCUCUUUGAGGCUUCAGUUGGAAUCCCAGAGACAACCCUUCAUUGCUGGUGUUACAGUGAAAGCCGUGGCCCCGACCCUGCCCAGCCUGCGCUCCGAGGUGUUCAAGCCGUGCGUGGAGGACAAGGACCUGGCCUUCUGUCUGAACGACGGGGAAUGCUCCAUCAUCGAGACCAGAGCAGGAGUGCAUCGACACUGCAGGUGUAAAGAGGGCUACCACGGACUUCGCUGUGACCAGUUUGUGCCCAAGACGGACGCCAUCUUGUCGGAUCCAACGGAUGAACUUGGGAUCGAGUUCAUGGAGAGCGCUGAGACGUACCAGAGACAGAUGCUCUCCAUCCUCAGCAUCUCGCUGGGUAUCUGUCUGCUGGGUGUGGCCUGCAUGGCUCUGUACCGCCGAAACAAGGGCCACAGAGAGAAGCUCCGGUCCCAGUUCUCAGAGAGUCGCAGCCUGAGGGGCUGUAGCUUCGCUCCUCCCAGCGUGAUGCCCAAAUCUAGUCCAAGGCUUCAGUACGGCCCCCAGCAGCAAAAGUGGUCACAUCCUCGCACGUCCGUGGUGAAGGUUGGCGGUGGCGUGGUGCCCGUCUUGCCACCGCCCCUGGCUUCCCCCGCCCUCACCAGAGCCCUGGCAAAGGUCAAACGCUUCAGGAGCAGCUCACUGUCAAUCAGUCCCGCCCAGGAGUGCAGGGGCGGGAAUAACUGCCAGAUCCCGCCCACCUCCAGAGGGAAACGCAGCCUACUGGAUGGAGCCAGGGUGAGUGGGCGGGCCUACAGCCAUCUCGAUGAGGCAGAGGUUAUGAGGUCAGAGUUCAUGGACCAGGAGGCGGAGUCUUUACGGAGGUGUGGCUCCGCCGGGGGGGGGGCAGGCGGUCCGCUCGGCCGCCCCUCGCUCUCUCCCUUCAGCUCCAGGCGGGGCUGGACCGAGGUCCCGUGCACGCGCCUCGAAACGGGGGCCGCCGUCCGGCCCGCCUCCCUCCGCACGCGCUCAGUGUCCAUCAUCCCCUCCCUUCAGGCCCCUCCCCCGGGGGGAGAGGAGGGGGGCGAGGCGCUCCCCGACGGCGCGCUGCUGUCGUCGCCGGCCGGGUCGAAACACAAAGCGCGGCCCAGCGCCCCGGCGGCGGCGCCCUGGUCGCAGGGCCGGAUGGACGCCGCGGGCAGAGCCACGCAGUGCGGACGCCCCAGACCGCAGCGUCCGGGCCGCGCCCCCACGGCUCUGGGGCCGGCGCGCCCGCGGGGGGAGGAGGGACACGCCGGUGAGGGCAGAGCGUCCCGGGAGCAGGGAGGUACGGGCCCCGGGUCGGUCACCAGAGGGGCCUGGAGGGAGGGGCCUCACGCCAGCUGA